CCAUAAAAGUUAUUUUCAAUAUUCUAAAUUUUAUAAUUUUGUAUAUUCUGUGAUAGGUAUCUAGGGAUCUAUAGAAUUAAUUAUUCAUAUCUCCUGAUAAUGGUAAUACCAAAAUAAGUCACGUUCCCAUCUCUAGCAGUAUUUUCCAAGUUGCCAUCACCAGCCAGGAGCAGCUAGCGGCUUUUCUCGGUGAGCGCUUUUUCGGUAUUUCGCCCCAUUUACGGUCACAUUAUUGCACUGUGGAAGCAAUUUUUCGCAAUUUGAUAUUAAUUUUAUUGGAUCGGAUCGUGCAAAAUGCUUCGUACACGCGACGGCAGGCCUUAAAGAGACGCUGAAGCUUCCGAAAUUGCAUAGCUCCCCUCCAAGCAGCGCAGCGUUGGGGAAAAGUGUGAAAAACGUGAAAAGCCACAGCGCCCUGGCACACAGUGUGUGAGACAGAGUCGGUGAAGGAGAGGUGCAGCGGGAGAGUGGGAGAGGGACAGGGCGAAGCCGAAGGAAGGAGGAGAGGAGGAGACGGAAGGCAAAAGUCUUUUAAGGCGACGAAGCAACACAAAAGCCAGACAUGGAGAGUCCUUGUGAGUCGGAGAGCUCCCUGGAUGGCGGAACCAUGCUGCCACCUAGCCCAGUGUCUCGGGAGCAGCUCCAAAAGCGGAUCGAGUCGCUCACCCAGCAAAACAAAGUGCUGAAAGCCGAACUGGACACCUUCAAGACCAAGUGCAAGGUGGUGCAGGAGGAGAAUCGCUGCCUCAAACAGGCCUCGGUCAUAAUUCAAGCCAAAGCCGAGCAGGAGGAGGAGUACAUCUCGAACACUCUGCUUAAGAAGAUUCAGGCCUUGAAGAAGGAGAAGGAGACACUGGCGCAUCACUACGAACGCGAGGAGGAGUGCCUGACCAAUGAUCUGUCCCGUAAGCUGGACCAGCUACGGCAGGAGAAAUGCAAGCUAGAGCAGACCCUCGAGCAGGAGCAAGAGUGCCUCGUGAACAAGCUGAUGCGCAAGAUCGAGAAGCUGCAGGCAGAGACGGACAACAAGCAGACCAACCUCGAGCAGCUGCGUCGCGAAAUGGUCGAGCUGGAGAACACACUGGAGCAGGAGCAGGAGGCACUGGUGAACAAGCUGUGGAAGCGCAUGGACAAGCUGGAGACCGAGAAGCGGUCACUGCAGAUCAAGCUAGAUCAGCCCGUCUCUGAUCCGACCACUCCGCGCGACAUCACGAACAAUGCCCACGCCAAUGGCGGCGACACUGCCACCAGCCUAAGCGCUCACAUCCAGAACCUGCGCUCUGAAGUGCUGCGUCUGCGCGCCAAUCUCGCUGCCGCCCAGAAGGAGACCACCAUCAAGAUGCAGCAGUAUGCACUGGAGGAGAAGUCCAUUCGUGAGGAGAAUGCCCGUCUGCAGCGAAAACUCAAGCAGGAGGUGGAGCGCCGCGAAGCCCUCUGCCGACACCUCUCAGAAUCUGAGUCCUCGUUGGAGAUGGACGAGGAGCGCUUCUACAACGAAAGUCUCAUGGCUGGCGGCUCGUCGGCUGCAGCGGCGGCAGCUGCAGCAGCCGCUGCCUCGGCGGCCAGUGCCCAGAGGCAGCGCACCAUUAGCAGUCCCGUCUCCCACAGCCCCUCGAGCAGCCGUCCCCUUAGCCCGGGCACGGCGGGCCAAAACCGCUGCUAUGCCUGUGGCCAGUUAAUGAAUCGUCGCGCCAGCGAGCGCUUCAUUAAGCCAGCACUGCCAACGCCCAUGCUGGGCUUAAACACUUCCGCACCCAACGUGCUGACCACCACGAAUCCACUGUUGGGCAUCAUCGGUCCCGCCAGCUCCUCCUCGUCGGCGUCCGUAUCAGCUGGGAACGCCGCAGGCGGCUUCCUCUCAAAUCUGGGCGGCGGCAGUGAGCGCUUAAGCCUGGGAUCGAUGCCAUCUGCGGGCGGCGGCAGUGCCACUUUCCUGGCUGGCGGCGGCGGUAUGCUGGGCCAGCUGACGGGCACGUCCAGUGGUUCUUCGUCGUCGUCAAACCUGAUGAACAACAUGAUCAGCCUGAACAACUCGUCCAGCGGCGGCAAUUUGGUCAGCAGCAGCAGCAACUCCUCACUGUCGGCGUUCACGCCCACCAAUCCGCCCAGCUCGGCGGCCACGGCCUUUAUCCAGCCGGCCAGUCCCAUGGACACGUCCACCUGCAAGGAUUAGGCGGACAAUACCGGAGGCAGCUGCUCCAAAAAAUCAUGACUUAUAUUUUCACACUUACACAAACACACACAACACACUCUGCUACUCAUAAACACACAACGCACGCAUGCAAGCAACCAGUUAAACGAAACUAACAUAACAAAGGAAAAACUUAAGAAAACUUAAAAACACACAAAACAAAGAAAAAAAAAAAAAAAACAAAAAAAAAAGAAAGAAAUAUGAGAAAGUAACUAUGGUAAGCUUCUUCUCCAAGGCCCGGCUCAAAGUCGCCUCAUUUAUAAAUGGUUAAUAUGUAUAUGUAUGUUCUAUUUGAUCAAAAUCUCGUAAAACCAAGCCUUUUAAUAUCGGAAUUCCUAGGCGAACGAAUAUUUAACGCUAAUGUUUAAGAUUUGAAUGUUUUCUACUUUCGCUCGGUUCCAGUUAAGGUUAAGUGAAUAUUACACCAGAUAAUGAGAAUAUAGAAGAUGUAUGGAGGAGUAUGGACAGCACACGCCAGCCAGAUCGUAUGAAUUUAUAUAAACGGUGAAUUCUAUUCAUGUCGAAACCAAUUUCCCACGCUUCCUUUGCAUGUGGGCCUAAAAAUUUUGAAAUAUGUAUAUGUAAGCCAACAAAAAUAAAGUUCAACAAUUUAAAAUUAAAUCAAAA
Molecule: messenger RNA, 2818 nt
Organism: Drosophila kikkawai
Lineage: Eukaryota; Metazoa; Arthropoda; Insecta; Diptera; Drosophilidae
Product: coiled-coil domain-containing protein 6
Source: RefSeq, a predicted model, not a curated record